CGGACCGUCCGUCGGCCCCGCGGCUCCUUAUCUGGCGCUUCCCGUUUCUGACGGGUCCGGAUUGCCGAGGGCUGACAAUGCAGUUCUCUGUCCGGCUGGCAUCUCGAGGUAUUCUUGAAUUCAUCAGUGUGGCAGUGGGAUUAGUCAGUAUUCGAGGGGUGGACAGUGGCCUUUACCUUGGAAUGAAUGAGAAAGGAGAGCUUUAUGGCUCUGAGAAGCUCACUCCUGAAUGUGUCUUCAGAGAACAGUUUGAAGAGAACUGGUAUAACACCUACUCCUCCAAUGUGUACAAGCAUGGGGACUCAGGCCGGCGGUACUUUGUGGCACUUAACAAAGAUGGCAGUCCCAGAGAUGGGGCAAGGUCCAAAAGGCAUCAGAAAUUCACCCAUUUCUUGCCCAGACCGGUGGAUCCAGAAAGAGUGCCAGAGCUCUACAAGGACGUGUUAGCAAUCAGUUGAAGUCAACCACAGGAGAGGAACAGGAUCUUAGCCUCCACAUCCCAAAAGCAAGAGAAACUUCUAAAUGUUGAAAAUUAUUGAGAUCUAGAAAGCAGGCAUCAGUGAAGCUGUUUAGUGGUAGACAAACCUUCAUGCCUAAUCUCUGGAUUUAGGAGAAUGGAUCUUAAAGUCUAGUUGGCCAGCCUCUUUUAGGUUUGCUCAUUCUGUGCUAGUCAAGGAGAAGUUUGAACUGGACUUAACAAAACUGCUCUGGAUUACUUCAUCCUGUACUUGGAGCAUAAAUAAUUACCUAAAGUGAAUGGGAGUUGGGCUGUAGAUAACUAGGAGAAAAUGGCUAGUUAACAUCACUGACACCCAUGUGGAUGGUUAACAUGGAGCUUUGUGAAGACUAUGGUAACUGGGCAGCAAAAUCCGGAUUUAUUUUUCCCUUCAGGAUGGACCUAAUUUAUAUAUCUUCAGAGUGCAUAUAUUUAUUUUAAAUAUUUAUUUAUUACAGAGUUUAUUUUUUAUUGGUCUAUGAAGAGAGUUCAACCCUAUACUACAAUAAAAAUCAUUUACAGUGCCAAUAUUUACUCCCAAAGUAGUAUCAUUGUCAAAAAGGGAACAUUGCUACCCCAAAUGGUACAAAUGGAGCAACAUCUCUUAAAGGUUACAAGAUAAGAGAUUGGUGUUGUAUUUUUAUGCACACACUGUUUUCUGUUGAAUGGUCUUAUGUAGAAAGAGAUGUUGACUGCCUUAGGAACUAUGGGACUGCCCCCUAUAUUUGUACUGAAUUUAA
This is a messenger RNA of Python bivittatus (Burmese python), 1236 nucleotides long. NCBI's taxonomy places the organism in Eukaryota, Metazoa, Chordata, Lepidosauria, Squamata, Pythonidae. The record is from RefSeq and is a predicted model, not a curated record.